Ictalurus furcatus (blue catfish) is the source of this 3706-nucleotide messenger RNA. Its product is annotated as putative ferric-chelate reductase 1. Bases 1408 to 3084 code for a protein of 558 amino acids. NCBI's taxonomy places the organism in Eukaryota, Metazoa, Chordata, Actinopteri, Siluriformes, Ictaluridae. The transcript is spliced from 16 exons. Gene Ontology annotation, molecular function: oxidoreductase activity, acting on metal ions. The record is from RefSeq and is a predicted model, not a curated record.
ACUUUUUUGCGGAACAGGAAAUAAUGGCUGUAAACCUCCCUCCCUAGGGGACGGGGUACACGUUCUAUGGCCCCACUGUCCAAAAGGGGGCUUACUUCCUGCGCUAACGUCGGGCUCUGGUCUGUGCUGACUGCUGUGGUGAGCACACCUGUGAACGGGGGGGGGGUUGAGCUAUAACUGGACCCGGUAACCCUGUCUACGGUAGACAGAACCCAUGGAGACACAUUUGGCAGUAGUUGCACGCUGCCCGAUGGUCUUUUAGUGACGUUAACGAUUCCACAUUCUAUUGGAGGGAAGCAUCAGAUUUUCGUUGCCCUGUGACAGCUCGCUGACCAGAGAACACUGAAAACUUGGGGACCGACUUGGCUAGGGGAGGCCCUACAGUAGCACUGGGGGCUACCUGCCCUAACAACCUCAUGUCCCCAGAUACAUCCCUCCACGGCCCCUCAGGACCACUCUUCUUUGAGGUCUUGGCCUUUAUGACCAUUCUCAGAUCAGGCCUAGUAGCAGACCGUGACUGUGGCCACCCGAUUCCCCUGGCUGCCUGCAUGGGUUGGUGGGCUGCCAUACUCACCUUCUGGGUCUCCCUCACACUAGUGCUGGCCCAGGCUCCACUCAUGGAUGCCCGGGUGAGCUCGAGACAACAGAGAAGGAACUGACUUUUUUUUUUUUUUUUUUGAAUGCCACCAUAUGUCAAGCUCACUCAGCAGGUCUGCUUGGUAGGCCUGCAACCCUGUCAUUGUCUGCAGUGACCCACAAGCAAGACUACUACUGGAUAGGCUUGCCCACCAAUGCCACGUUGGCCUUACAUGGUUUGGAUGCAAUCCGGCCCCCGUAAUUGUCUGCUGUCGGUGGAGAGAAGUAGCUCGCAAGCGCCUCCUCCACCUUGAGCAUAGCUGAAUAGCCAUGCCGUUCAUUCCCACAAUGGCCGAAUAAUCCAACAUCGUGGGGUUAUGAAUAUGGCUUAUGUGUGGUUUUCCCCCCAGAAGCCUGAGAUUUUGUAAUAAACUUUUGGAAGACAGGGGAGUUUCUGCAGUGUGAGGGAUUUACUUUCACUGGUUAAUCACUUCAAGCAGCUCUUUAUAUGCUGCUCUCAGUUUUUAACACAUCCAUCUAACUCCUCGGAGUCAGAGAGGAAUUAUUACCCUUUUGGCUUUCCAUAGCGGAAGGAGGAGUCGCGACGCGAGCUCCAAAAUCCAGCGGAGAGCCGAACCCGGAAGACAGAGCAAGAGAUAGAGCAGCGCUCAUCUCCGGCUCCUCUUCUGGAUCUAUAAGAGAUCCCCCGAACCUGAGACGGCUGGCUGCCUCGGAAGCGGCCGGCCCAGAUCCGCGAGGCUCUGAAACCCAACUCGCUUCGGCUUCCGUUUUUUUCUUGAAGAGCGCGAGACGCGAGCCGCGCUGCUUAAUAUGUGGUUGUAUCUUGUGCUCCUGGGGUGUGUAUGGGUGUGUGAAAGUUACCCCAGUGGAUUGGUUACAUCCAGCUGUGAUAACAUGCUUCCUUCUCACGGAAACAAUGCUCAGACCAGUACAGCACCGUACUCUGUUACAGCUAGCAGCACCAGCUAUAAAGAAGGAGACACCAUCACGGUGACUCUGAGUGCGACCUCAGGGUCUUUCACUGGGUUUUUGCUGCAGGCGAGGCUGGUGGGAGGUUCCAGUGUCAUCGGUUCCUUCAGUUUGGUAGGCUCUACCUCUCAGCUCCUGACCUGCUCUGGAUUGUCUAACUCCGCCGUCUCUCACACAUCAAAAGCUGGAAAAACACAACUCCAGAGUAAAUGGAAGGCACCAACAUCUGGCAAGCUCAACAACAUCGAGUUCAGAGCCACAUUUGUCCGUGAUUACGCCACCUUUUGGGUGGGAGUGAAGAGCGCACAGAUCACCUACACCGGCACAGCGACUGGUGCUGGGUACACCAACUCCACCUCCUCCAGCAUCUCCAGCGCAGGCUGCGGGAGCAGUAAGACAUGUGUAAGCCAGCCGAGUGACUGCGAUCCUUCCACCAACUCUAACUGCUACUUCAUGUCUGCCACGCCCUUGCCCUCAGGGUCAGAGUUCACGUUCGAGAUCUCUGGCCGUGCAGCCGGCUAUGUCUCCAUCGGCUUCUCAGACGACAAAUCGAUGGGUAAUGACGACAUCUACAUAUGCGGGAAGGACAAAAAUGGUGUGAUCCAGUUACAGCACGCAUUCUCAACAGGACCUACAACACCAACCACCAUCACUCUGGGGAAUGUGACGGUGCUUAGUACAUCAGAGAAUAAUGGAGUGAUCAGCUGCUCCUUCACAUCCAGGAACACCAUCAGCACCACGAGGAGCUCCACACCCUCCAACAGCUACUACAUCUUCAUCGCCAACGGUGCCACCAACAACGGUUUGAUCGCGAUGCACACCACCACACCCUUAAUUAGCAGCGCUAAGGUGGACAUCACCAAAACUCAGACACUGGGAACUGCAUCAGGGCUACCUUCCAUCAUUAAAGCUCACGGCUGUCUGAUGCUGAUUGCGUGGAUGACCACGGGCAGUAUGGGAAUGCUCAUUGCACGCUUCCUAAAGAGAGCUGCUCCGGGACAGAGGUUCUGCGGGAAAGACUUCUGGUUUGUGGCUCAUGUGUCGCUGAUGUUUCUCUCAGUUGUGGCAACCAUCAUUGCCUUUAUCCUGAUAUUUUCAUAUGAAAAAGACUGGAGUGGGGGAGCUCAUCCAGUCCUGGGCUGUUUGGUGAUGAUCCUCAGCUUUGCUCAGCCAAUCGGUGCCAUGUUCCGCUGCUCACCACAGGAAGAGAGGAGGUUUAUCUUUAACUGGGCUCAUGCUAUAAAUGCAUUAGCCAUUAAAGGGUUAGCAGUGGCUGCGAUCUUCACCGGCCUGCUGCUGGUCGAUAGCUCAGAAUCUCAGUGGAUGCCGAAGCUGAUGGGUGGAUUCGUGGCCUGGGAAGCAGUUCUCUUCCUCUGCCAAGAUUUUUACCACAAAUACAGCCAAAAAGAUAUGGAGGAUGUUAAUGGGGUGGGUACAGGCCUGCUUCUGCUGUUGUUGUUCUUCGUGGGAAACCUGGCAUUCCUGGUGGCUCUGCUUGUCGGAAUUGGAAAAGCGUAAUUACGGAAACAAUGUCCGCAAUUCUCAACCAGGUUUAAAAAAAAACAACAAAAAAACAACUCAGGAUAUGGAUAUAUAUAUAUAUAUAUAUAUAUAUAUAUAUAUAUAUAUAUAUAUAUAUAUUAAUCAGGCAUAUAAUAAGCACACUUAAACAAAUCUAUGUUCAUUUGUAUUGCACUCAUUCUGAUACUUCAGGAAUUUAUUCAGAAACUGUUACAUGCUUUUGUUUUUAAAAUCAUAAUUAUUUGCCAGAUUUAAUUUCCCUAGCAAGACUCCAUCAUACAUCACUAACUCCACUGGUGGUGUGAUAAAGAAGAAGAAGAAGUAGAAGCCUUUAUUGGUCACAUAUACAUUACAGCACAGUGAAAUUCUUUUCUUCACUUAUCCCAGCAUGUCAGGAAGUUGGGGUCAGAGCGCAGGGUCAGCCAUGAUACAGCGCCCCCUGGAGCAGAGAGGGUUAAGGGCCCAAUAGUGGCAGCUUGGUGGUGCUAGGGCUUCAACCACAGACCUUCUGACCAGUAACCCAGAGCCUUAACCGUUAUGUAUUAGAAGUUCCUUUUCUCACUUACUGUCAUUCCCUCACCAGCCUCUCUGUUCUCGCUUCUUUGAAGAAGUGACUGAA